GAAGUUCCUGCGGGUGGCUGUCACCGCCCCGUUCCUCUCCCAAAGGUGUUCUCCUGAGGCUAGCUGCCUGCGGGCGUCGCCCCGGGAUGGAGCACAUCCGGACAACCAAGGUUGAACAAGUAAAGUUACUUGACCGGUUUAGUACCAACAACAAGUCACUGACAGGAACACUGUAUCUUACGGCCACACACCUAUUAUUUAUUGACGCUCAUCAAAAAGAAACCUGGAUACUACACCAUCAUAUUGCCUCCGUGGAGAAACUUGCUCUGACCACUUCUGGAUGCCCACUCGUGAUACAGUGCAAGAACUUCAGGAUUGUGCAUUUCAUUGUUCCCAGGGAAAGAGAUUGCCAUGAUAUUUAUAACUCUCUACUGCAACUAUCAAAACAAGCAAAAUAUGAAGAUCUGUAUGCAUUCUCUUAUAACCCCAAGCAAAAUGACACUGAGCGGCUGAACGGGUGGCAGCUCAUUGACCUUGCUGCAGAGUAUGAGAGGAUGGGAGUGCCCAAUGCAAACUGGCAACUGUCCGAUGCCAACCGAGAGUAUAAGGUCUGUGAGACGUAUCCCAGAGAGCUGUAUGUUCCUCGGACAGCUAGCCGGCCAGUGAUCGUCGGCAGUUCCAACUUCCGGAGCAAGGGCAGACUUCCGGUCCUGUCCUACUGCCAGCAGGGCACUGAGGCUGCCAUUUGUCGAUGCAGUCAGCCAUUGUCAGGCUUCAGUGCCAGGUGCCUAGAGGAUGAGCAUUUGCUUCAAGCCAUUAGUAAAGCCAACCCAGGAAACCGCUACAUGUAUGUUGUGGAUACCAGGCCCAAGCUCAAUGCAAUGGCUAACAGAGCAGCUGGAAAAGGUUAUGAAAAUGAAGACAACUAUUCUAAUAUUAGAUUUCAGUUUGUUGGAAUAGAAAAUAUUCAUGUCAUGAGAUCCAGCCUUCAGAAAUUACUGGAAGUGAAUGGCAGCAAGGGGCUUUCUGUCAACGAUUUCUACUCUGGUUUGGAGAGUUCAGGAUGGCUUCGUCAUAUCAAGGCUGUUUUGGAUGCUGCAAUCUUCUUAGCCAAAGCAAUAGUGGUUGAAAAUGCAAGUGUGCUGGUACACUGUUCGGAUGGGUGGGACAGGACCUCCCAAGUGUGUUCCCUCGGUUCACUCUUGUUGGAUUCCUACUACAGGACAAUGAAAGGAUUCAUGGUUUUAAUAGAAAAAGAUUGGAUAUCGUUUGGGCAUAAAUUUUCAGAGAGGUGUGGCCAUUUGGAUGGUGACCCAAAGGAAGUCUCACCAGUGUUUACUCAGUUCUUGGAGUGUGUGUGGCAUCUGACUGAGCAGUUCCCACAAGCCUUUGAGUUCAACGAAGCGUUUCUUCUUCAGAUCCAUGAGCACAUUCACUCAUGCCAAUUUGGGAACUUCCUUGGCAACUGUCAGAAGGAAAGAGAGGAACUCAGGUUGAAGGAGAAGACUUACUCCCUGUGGCCUUUUCUUUUGGCUGACAAAAAGAAGUACUUAAAUCCUCUCUACAGUUCCAAAUCUCAGAGAUUGACAGUCUUGGAGCCAAAUACAGCCUCUUUCAAUUUUAAAUUUUGGAGAAACAUGUACCACCAAUUUGAUCGGACGCUCCAUCCUCGGCAGUCUGUACUGAACAUAAUUAUGAAUAUGAAUGAGCAAAACAAGCAGUUAGAGGAAGACAUUAAAGACCUAGAGGCUAAAAUUAAGCAAUGCAAGAGUGGCAUCCUAACGAAGGACUUGCUGCAUGCCGUUCACCCUGAGUCGCCCAGUCUGAAAACCUCGCUGUGUCUGAAAGAGCAGAGUCUGCUCCCGGUGAAGGACACACUCCGAGCUGUAGAGGGCAGCAGCCCAGCAGAUAAUCGCUACUGUGACUACGCUGAGGAGUUUUCCAAGUCGGAGCCUGCUGUGGUCAGCUUGGAGUACGGCGUGGCCCGAAUGACUUGUUAGCCUCCUUCAGUGUUCCCUGGAUGGCUGUAGUGUGAGGAGGGUCUGUACACAUGGGCAGGAGGUCUGAGUGACUUAGGGGCUUAGCAGCAGGUGAAUAGCUGAGAAAAGGGAGCAGCUCUUGGGAGGAGUGAGUCAGCCAAGUGCCACUGGCAGUGUGAGUGCUGUUGUGUGUGCUUACUGGAAAUGAUUUACACAGUGCUAGUGAGCUGGCAGUCUGUUGAUUCAGAUGUUAAUUACAGCCAAACUCAAUAGCUUUCCUUGAGUGUGAUGUAACUCUGAGAGAACAGACCUGACAACCUGAA
Molecule: messenger RNA, 2242 nt
Organism: Rattus rattus (black rat)
Lineage: Eukaryota; Metazoa; Chordata; Mammalia; Rodentia; Muridae
Product: myotubularin-related protein 6
Exons: 1
Coding region: 87-1940 (617 amino acids)
Biological process (GO): dephosphorylation
Cellular component (GO): nuclear envelope
Molecular function (GO): phosphatidylinositol-3,5-bisphosphate phosphatase activity
Source: RefSeq, a predicted model, not a curated record